This is a messenger RNA of Anguilla anguilla (European eel), 4908 nucleotides long. RefSeq lists its product as uncharacterized. The transcript has 11 exons. Gene Ontology annotation, molecular function: calcium ion binding; cadherin binding. Gene Ontology annotation, biological process: homophilic cell-cell adhesion; calcium-dependent cell-cell adhesion; cell morphogenesis. Lineage: Eukaryota; Metazoa; Chordata; Actinopteri; Anguilliformes; Anguillidae. The coding region runs from base 543 to 4592 and encodes 1349 amino acids. The record is from RefSeq and is a predicted model, not a curated record. Gene Ontology annotation, cellular component: membrane; adherens junction; catenin complex.
GCCUAGUGGUUUAUAGUAUUUAGUGUGCUAUAGCCUACAUAAAAAGGAAAACGAGAUUCCCAGAGAGAGAGAGAGAGAGAGAUCAGGAGAGAGAGCUCGAGAGAGAGCGCGCGCAAAAGAGAGAGAGGGAGAGAGGGUAUACGUGAUGAGAGAUUUGAAGACAGUCGUUUCAUUAUAGGGACGAGAGAAAAGCGCGAGGACAGAGACAAUAACAGCGUUUUAUCCUGUUCGUAUUUAACCGUGACCCUGACAUCCGACCGGGCACACAGCGAAGAACUCAAAAAGCCAAUCAAUCCACGACCGGUAGGCUACCCGAAGGCUGCUGAUACUGAGACCAGGCAGUGGAGAGAGGAAGAGAGGGAUUGUGGGAUGAGCGAAUAAUUGAGGGGUACGAGAGAGGGACGGAAUAAAAGAACGAGGAUGAAAAAGAAUGAAGCAAACGACAGAACUACGCGCUCCCCCUAAACGGUAGCUGCAGCCGCGUCCGUCGCCAACCCCCCAAAACCAGCAUUUCACGGUAAAAAUAUCUCACCUCAGACCUCAUGGCUUCCAAAACUCUGAUCCUAUUGGUCAUCCUCUGCCUGUGGGAGGGGCUUUGGGUCGGGGGUUCCGUCUCCAAGGUCGUCAGAAGAAGGCGCGUGCGAUCCCACGCGCCUGCGACAGCUGAGGUGAAGCCGGCGGUGGACCAAUGGGAUUCGAGCCUCGGCCUGAACGCGGCGCCGCCCUCUGCGGCCGACGCCCGGCUGGUCAUCCGCACGGAAGCGGCGCCGAUCGCCGCCGUGGCUCCUCCGGCCAAUCAGAAAGCCCCUGCGGCCGAGAACGCUAACUUUGCCCCGAAGCCGGAACGCAGGCCCACCUCGAAUCCGGAUUCGGCCGUUCACACGGGGGCCACGCGGGGCGGGCCCGAUCCGGAUCAGGGCGGGGCGCGGAACGGGUCCAAGGGCCUUGCCGACCCGUCCGGCAAGCGGGAGCAUGACAGCAAGGUGCCGCUCUUCCGCCGGCCCGACUUCAGCUACCGCGGCAACAGGACCAGGUUCAGAUCGCUGGUCCGAUCCAGAGUGACUCCGGAUCUGACCGUCCUCACCACCGUCGCGCAGCGAAGGGGCCGGCCCUCGGACCCGGCCCGGAGGGCGAACCUGACGGAGAACCGCGCCCCGCCCAAACCGGGCCCGAGGGAGGGCCCGGCUCCGCCGCAGAAGCAGGACCGGACGGGACCGGGCGUGGCCGGGACCGGGCGGGGCAGGAAACAGGACCUCGUCCCUUUGGGUCGCGUCCCGCCGGGGUCGGGAGUCUCGGCCGAGCCGGGGCAGGAAGGGGCGGUCACCCCGACCGCGUCCCAGUCGGGGGGUCGGACGGCGCGUUCGGAUCCUCGCGCGGCCGUGCACCCCGACUCCGAUCCGGAUCCGAGCGUUCACACCCGCCGCGGCUCGCCGGCCGGAGUCACUCCGGAUUCGGGAGGCGGGGCCGAGAGGCCGAGCGGGCCAGGCAGCGAGGCCCCCGACGGGGACAGGUACUACAGCGCUCACGCCACGCUGACGAUGCACGGCGACGCCGGCGGCGACUGGAACACCGUCUCCAGCGGCCCGCGGACCGACCUCCUCCCGCCGCCGCCGCCGCCGCUGUCCGCCGUCACCCUGGAGCCCCGGGGCGACGGGAACCAGAGCCGCGCCCGCACGGAGGAGGAGCCGGAAUCCGGAGUCGCUCUGAAUUCCGUGGACGGGAGGGCGCAGUCCGACGCCGGUCACGUGCUCAAGCUCCGCCCACACCCCGGCCUGGACCUGGACCUGGACCUGGGCGUCGGCACGGAGACCGGCGAAAGGGGAGUGACGGUGGACUCGUGGCUGGGCGGCAGGGGCCUGGUGUUCGAGGAGGCGGAGGAGGGGCGGGGCCAGAGAGGGGCGGAGACCCGGUCGCGCAGCAGGCGGAGCUGGAUCUGGAACCAGUUCUUUGUGAUCGAGGAGUACAGCGGCCCCGAACCGGUGCUCAUCGGCAGGGUAAGCGUCGUCAUAGAGGGGGAGUCCGGGGACACCUUCAACAUUAGCACGUCAGGGAGGGAGGCUGUUAUCACCCUCAACAAGGCGGUGGACUACGAGAGCCGCACCUCGUACUCGUUUUCGGUGGAGGUGCUGAACCCCACGGUGGACCCGCGGUUCCUGCGGCGCGGGCCCUUUAAGGACCGGGCCUCGGUGCGGGUGGCGGUCCUGGAUGCGGACGAGCCGCCCCGGUUCUCGCGGGCGCGGUACCGGCUGGACGUGAUGGAGAACUGCCCCCCCUCCUGCACGGUGGGCAGAGUGAGCGCCGUGGACCCGGACACCGGCCUGAGCAGCAACAUCCGGUUUUCCAUUGACCCGCAGUCAGACCCAGAAGCCCUGUUUCGCAUUGCGGCUGACAGUGGGCUCAUCUCCACGGCAACGGAGCUGGACCGCGAGCGUGAGCAGUGGCACAACCUGACCGUCAUCGCCACACAGAGAGACAGCCCCAGUCAGGUGUCCCGGGUGGAGGUUGCCAUAGAGACCCUGGAUGUGAAUGACAACGCCCCCGAGCUGGACAGGCAGUACACCACUGCGCUGUGCGACUCCGCUGCUGCGGGACAGGUGGUGCAGGUAGUGCGGGCGAUCGAUAAAGACAAAGGAGGAAAUGACACGGCCGUCCUGUUCAGUAUUCCGGCAGAGUCCCGGGCCGGUCGGAAUUUCACCAUCAGGGAGAGUGGGGGCCCCACGGCCAGCCUGGUUCUCCUCUCCUCCCUCUCCUCGCUCCCUCGUUCCCCCUCCUCCUCCUUGACGCUGCAGGUGCCGCUGGUUCUGAAGGACAGCCUGUCGGGCCUGAGCAGCACUGGGACUGUCACCGUGUCCGUCUGUCCCUGCCUGCGGGGCGGGGCCCGGGCCGGGGAGAGGGACGGACAGACGGACGCCGAGUGGGAGAGGGAGACCGUGUGCCUGCCGCUGCCCUCCUCCUCCCCCUCCCCCGGGCUCAGCACCGCCGCCCUGCUGGCCAUACUGGCCUGCGUCGCUACUCUGAUGGCGGUGAGCGCGCUCUCUCUCUCCCUCCGAAGACAGAAGCGAGACUCUCUGUCCCCGCUGGAGGAGGACGACGUCAGAGAGAACAUCAUCACCUACGACGACGAGGGCGGGGGGGAGGCCGACACGGCCGCCUUCGACAUGGCCGCCCUGCAGAGGGCGCCACACAGCGCGCGCCGGGGAUACCGCACGCUGGACAGCAGGAACGCUCGUCUAGCACAGCAGUCUCAGGACCAGGCAGGGGGAUACGGUUGGGUUCAGAGUGGAGCGGGAUUGGACCCGCCCUUAUAUGGCAGACUCUGCUACAGUAGCCACACCUUACCGGCACUGCGCCACGCCCACAGCCCCGCCCACGGCCCCGCCCAGGGGCGUGGCCUCGCUGAGCUCACCUGCAACUUCCCCACGGGCGCCCUGGACCACUCACUUGUCAUCCAGAACCAGGGGGCCGUCCUGGGUCCCGGGGCCGUCUACCUGGGGCCGGCGGAGCCACAGCAGCAGGAUGGUCCCACGGGAUUGGACGGCGGAAAAGCCCAGGGAGGGGAUGUGAAGGACAGGGGUGGAGCCCCCACUGGUGAACCAGUACCAAGAACCCAGCAGGACCAGGAUCUGGACUGGAACCACAGCCCCCCCUUGUCCCAGUCAGACCAGCCCCCACCCCAGCCGGGCCAGGCGGAGAUGCUUCCUAAGGACACGACCCUGGUGCAAACCCGACAAGGCGGGGCCGUGGGCGGGGCUGUGGGCGGGGCCCGGGGCCCCAGCGCCUCCUCCACACUCCCAUCAGCCGGGCGACGUGCCUCGCGGACCGGCCUCUCCCCGAAGCAAGGUGGGGGCGUGGCCAGGGGCGUGGCCGCGGACUCCGGCCAGCAGGGGGAGCCGCAGAGGGACUACCCCGGCACUCUGGGGAGGGCGGGGCUGGGGGUGGGCGGCAGCUUUGGGGGGGCCAGGCCGAAUGCUGAGGGAGGGAUAUCUGUGACCGGGACCCCUGCUUGCAGGCUGUACCCGGACGGGCCCGGGCUAAUGGUGGACUGGCGGGAGAGGGCCGGGAUUGGCUACUCCCUGGGAAGGAGGGAUAUGACACCCCAGCUCCUGCCCUACCCGGGGCAGAACCGGGGCAUGUUGGGGCAGCUGGGUUACAGAGGCGGGUGGGGCCCGGGGAUGGAGGCGGGCAGGGGAGGAGCUAACUCCCUGGCCCUGAGGGUGGGCGAGUUCCUGCGACUCCGCCUGGCCCAGGUCACCUUCGACCCCACGCAGCCUCCGUACGACUCCGUGCAGAUCUACGGGCUGGAGGGGGAGGGGUCGAGGGCGGGGUCACUCAGCUCGCUGGAGAGCGAGGGAGAGAAGGAGGUGGAGAAGGAGUGGGGGAGAGGGCUGGAGGAGUGGGGGCCUCAGUUCCAGCGGCUGGCCGAGCUCUUCCGGGAGAGAGAGCGAGAGAAGGAGGGAGAGAGGGAGAAGAAGGGAGAAGACGAGAAAGAGGAAGAAGAUAAAGAGAAAGAGGAAGAAAAAGAGGAGGUGAACAAGGAAGAGGAGAACAAGGCUGAGGAGGUGGGAAGUGAGAGCAAUUCAGAAAACAAGUGAAGAAGAGGGAGGGAGGGAGAGAGGGAGAGAAGAUAGGGGGUGUACAGAAGACUAGUAAGUGAUGCAAUAAUUGAAGAAAGGGAGGGAGGGAGAUGGAGUGGUGGAGUAAUGGACAAAGACACAUAAAGAUUGAGAGAAGGGCAGAAGGGAUUUAAAGCAAUAAGCACUGAAUAGCCCAGCACUGGCAGGUACACACUGAGACACAGCUCUGCAUAGCUGGAACCAGGCUAGCUCACAAUGCCCCUGUCCCACUGUAGAGCUGGAACCAGGCUGGCUCACGAUGCCCCUGUCCCACUGUAGAGCUGGAACCAGGCUG